GAUCAUGUAACCGGUUUUUUCUCUCUUUGCUUCUAUCGUUAUUCAUAAAAUUUCGGUCAAAACAAGAAGGUAUGCAUGCGCAGUGAUGUUUCUGAAUUAAAAUAGCUUCUCGCGUAAACAUAUGUUCUCAUAUAAAGAGUAAAUAGUUUCAUCGAAAUGUAGCGCCCAUUACUCCACGGUUUGUUUUCGCUGAGAGCAAGAAAAAUGCAUUGUCCAAUUCAUUGAUAGAAGUGUCAAUUCUAAAAAUAUUUAUCUGCAUCCACAUGGUUAUAUCCGAACUGAUCUGAACACGCAUGAAUUAAUGAGUGACGGAAGAACAAUAUUAUUCAAUCAAUAUUCAUGUUUCAUUACAUUUCAGCGAAUAAGUUGAAAAAAACAUGUGUGGGAUGUGAAAGCUACAUUAUGGCAACAUAGUAUAUUUUAACUGUUUGGUGAGAUCGCAGUGUUAGAGGAACAUAGUCAAUGUUAUUAGCUAGACGAUUAUUUUCUUUGGCGUUGUUUAGAAUGAAGAAAACAAUGCUAUUAACCGCACAUAUCAACAAUAAAAUAAAGAACAGCAUGGAUUUUGUAUGAGCACAUGAUUAUUGGCAACUAAACGGCUUAGUGAUGUGCUAACCUUAAACAAAGAAGAAGGCAACAUUGAAAGUUGUGAUAUAACACCUACUGUGGUUGCGAAUCGAAGUAAGAAAAAAAUCGACUGAAUCUCUUGUAUCCUAUCUUCAUCGGUAAGACUGACAAGAUCCAGCGCUGUCCUGUAGCUGGUUAUACAUAAUGGAUCGUGAAAAGGAUGAUAAGUCUUCCAAUAUGGGAAUCGCUGGUGGAUUCGCUGCCUGUGUUACACGGUUCAUAUGUCAACCGUUGGAUGUGCUGAAAAUUCGAUUUCAGUUGCAAGUAGAACCGCUCAGCGAAGACCACAUGACUUCUAAAUACCGCACUAUUGUGCAAUCAACGAGACUGGUCUAUCAAGAAGAAGGUUUGCGUGCCUUUUGGAAGGGUCACAACCCUGCCCAGGUGCUUUCGAUCAUCUAUGGUGUAUCUCAGUUUUCUUCCUAUGAGCAUUGCAAUCAUCUAUUGAGGAAAAUUCAAACAUUCGAGGAACAUCAGAACGUGAGAAAUUUUUUAUGUGGUGCCCUCAGUGGCACUGUGGCAACUGUAAUAACGCUACCAAUAGAUGUGGUUCGGACACGACUAAUAUCGCAAGACAUUAAUCGAGGGUACAAGAACUCUGUGCAAGGAUUGAAAAUAAUCUACAGGUAUGAGGGAGUAAAAGGAUUAUAUCGAGGAUUAGGACCAGCUGUUCUUCAGAUAGCUCCUUUAACGGGUGGCCAGUUUAUGUUUUACAAUAUUUUUGGAAGUAUGUUCCGGCAGUAUUUCAAUAUAAAUUCACGCGAAACGCUCCCGGCAAUUGAGCUCUUCAUUUGUGGCGGACUAGCCGGGUUAUGCACAAAACUGCUGGUGUACCCACUAGAUCUAGCCAAAAAGAGACUGCAGAUACAGGGAUUCGCCAAAAGUCGACAAACGUUCGGUCGGCAUUUUGUCUGUCACAACACGUUUAACUGCAUGUACAACAUAGUCAAGCAGGAAGGAUUCGUGGGGUUGUACAAGGGAUUGCAUCCGGCACUAUUGAAAGCAUGCUUCAUGUCCGCCUUCUAUUUUGCAAUAUAUGAUGAGAUGAUGUGGAUUCUGAAUCACUGAUAAAGAGUUUCCUGAAUGUCAAUCGCCAUCCGGUACCUGCCUAUCAAUGGAAGUGAUUUGAUGUUCGUGAAAAAUUGCACACUGAAUUCCUGUAUGUACAUAACCAGCCAACUAAAGAAAGAAAAUAACAGUACUUAAUCUACCCAAUACGCAACGAUAUUAUGCUUUCGAUACGAUGCCGGGAAGAAGCUAUUGCUCAGUGUGGUCAAUUACUCGUUGAAUACUAGUAGUGUGUAGUAAGUUUUACAGUUGACACAGUAUGAUUGAGUUAUAUAUUUGUAAACACUAUUUAUAUUGAGCUAUGAAUGCUUUCGAUGACUGUUAAACACAAAACUAGGUAGUAGCACAGCACUAGUAGACCUGAGGUAGUGACUACAGUAUACAUAGUUUAGUUUAAAAGUUAAAGGAAAACUAAACGUGGAGGGUACUCACCCGGACAAACGUAUUAUAAUAGAUAGAAUAUUUUUUCUCAGUAUCGCUCUCAAUGACUACAGGUCUAUUUAUUAAUUUUUUUACCAACAAUAAUCUUACCAUUCGACAUAGAUUGUUCAACGGUUAAUCCAAUAGUUCGUUAGGCAUUAUUUUUUUGGACUGGUAAAAGGAGCGAAUGAAACAUGUAUUAAUCCACCAGACUUCCAUUAAAGCGAUAAGUGAACGAGUGUAGUCAUUACGCGACAAAACAUGAUGGUCUCUGUCUAGCUCAAGUAAUAAACAACAAAAAAAAAACCUUAGGGCAAAACGAAAUCGAUACGACAAGAGUAACGAAUUACAAGCUUGCAGCUUUAAUUAAGUUGAAACAGUGGAUGUUCAAUAAGAAUAUUGUAACGACAAUAAAAUGUGAAAAUAUGUAGAA
This is a messenger RNA of Malaya genurostris, 2548 nucleotides long. RefSeq names its product mitochondrial thiamine pyrophosphate carrier-like. Gene Ontology annotation, molecular function: thiamine transmembrane transporter activity. Gene Ontology annotation, cellular component: mitochondrial inner membrane. NCBI's taxonomy places the organism in Eukaryota, Metazoa, Arthropoda, Insecta, Diptera, Culicidae. The coding region runs from base 772 to 1695 and encodes 307 amino acids. The transcript is spliced from 2 exons. Gene Ontology annotation, biological process: thiamine pyrophosphate transmembrane transport. The record is from RefSeq and is a predicted model, not a curated record.